Penicillium mononematosum is the source of this 1500-nucleotide messenger RNA. RefSeq names its product RNA-binding signal recognition particle subunit SRP54. Lineage: Eukaryota; Fungi; Ascomycota; Eurotiomycetes; Eurotiales; Aspergillaceae. Gene Ontology annotation, molecular function: 7S RNA binding; endoplasmic reticulum signal sequence receptor activity; ATP hydrolysis activity. Gene Ontology annotation, cellular component: signal recognition particle, endoplasmic reticulum targeting; cytosol. The transcript is spliced from 3 exons. The record is from RefSeq and is a predicted model, not a curated record. The coding region runs from base 1 to 1500 and encodes 499 amino acids. Gene Ontology annotation, biological process: SRP-dependent cotranslational protein targeting to membrane; SRP-dependent cotranslational protein targeting to membrane, translocation.
AUGGUUCUUCAAGACCUUGGGCGGCGAAUCAACUCCGCCGUCAAUGAUCUGACGAGGUCCAAUAACCUCGACGAGAAGGCCUUCGAUGACAUGCUCAAGGAAAUUUGCGCCGCUCUUCUCUCCGCCGAUGUCAACGUCCGUCUAAGUAGGAACUCUACGCAAAUCGAUCAAGGCCAGCGUGAACUUCGCCUCCCUCCCAGCCGCAACUCCUUCCGGCCGAAGAAGGGCCGCUCCAAUGUGAUCAUGUUCGUCGGUCUGCAGGGUGCGGGUAAGACAACAACGUGUACGAAGCUGGCUCGGCACUACCAAACGCGAGGAUUCAAGACAGCGCUGGUCUGCGCGGAUACCUUCCGUGCUGGUGCUUUCGAUCAGCUGAAGCAGAACGCCACCAAGGCCAAGAUCCCAUACUAUGGUAGUCUGACGCAGACGGAUCCUGCCGUCGUGGCCGCAGAGGGUGUGGCCAAGUUUAAGAAGGAGCGUUUCGAUAUCAUCAUUGUCGAUACCAGUGGUCGCCACCGGCAAGAGGAGGAGCUCUUCACGGAGAUGACACAAAUUCAAACUGCCGUGACGCCAGACCAGACCAUUCUCGUGCUCGACAGCACAAUUGGUCAAGCAGCCGAGGCUCAGUCCGCAGCAUUCAAGGCAACGGCAGACUUUGGAGCUAUUAUCAUUACCAAGACCGACGGCCAUGCCGCCGGUGGUGGUGCCAUUUCUGCUGUCGCCGCCACGCACACUCCCAUUAUCUUCCUUGGUACUGGUGAGCACAUGAUGGAUCUGGAACGAUUCGAGCCCCGCGCGUUCGUUCAGAAGCUACUGGGCAUGGGUGAUGUCGCCGGGCUGGUCGAGCACGUCCAGGCCAUGACGAAGGAUUCCGCCGGUGCCAAGGAGACAUACAAGCACAUUGCGGAAGGUAUCUACACUCUGCGCGACUUCCGCGAGAACAUCACAUCCAUCAUGAAGAUGGGCCCGCUGUCCAAGUUAUCCGGCAUGAUCCCCGGUCUGUCUAACAUGACCCAGGGUUUGGAUGAUGAGGACGGUUCACUGAAGCUACGCCGUAUGGUCUACAUCUUCGAUAGUAUGACUGUAGCCGAGCUGGACGGCGACGGCAAGAACUUCGUCGAGCAGCCUAGCCGCAUGGUCCGUAUCGCGCACGGUAGUGGAACCACCGUCCGUGAGGUCGAGGAUUUGCUCUCCCAGCACCGCAUGAUGGCCGGCAUGGCCAAGCGUGUUGGUGGCCAGAAGAAGCAAAUGCAGCAAGCUCAGAACAUGAUGAAGGGUGGAAACAAAAAUCAGCAGAUGGCUGCCAUGCAGAAGCGGAUGGCUUCGAUGGGUGGUGCCGGCGGCGGUGGUAUGCCCGGUAUGCCUGACAUGGCCAAGAUGAUGCAGAUGAUGGGAGGUGGUGGUGGUGGCAUGCCGGAUAUGCAGAGCCUAAUGAGUCAAAUGGGUGGAAUGAUGGGUGGAAUGGGAGGCGGUGGUGGUGGACGUGGGAGAGGACGUUAA